Molecule: messenger RNA, 1605 nt
Organism: Striga hermonthica
Lineage: Eukaryota; Viridiplantae; Streptophyta; Magnoliopsida; Lamiales; Orobanchaceae
Source: the annotation of a GenBank genome assembly
AUGUCUCGCCGCAAUCACACGACGGAGCUCGGUUGUAUAGCUGGCCAAGAUUUAUCCGAUUUCGGUGCCGGAAAAGAAGGUUGGCUGGAGAAUAACCCUAACCUCCUCGUCUCCCUCGAUACCCACUCGCUUGCGCUUGCCAACCGGUCCUUGAUCCUCAUCCUCAACUGGUCCCAGCCGAUCAACGGGCGUCCCGAUCCGGAAAACCACCGAGCCGUCAAGAUCCGACCCGAUCUCUCCCCCAUUGAAGGCGAGUAUAUCUCGGCCGUCGAGUGGCUCGUCUUCGAUGAUGACAUCAGAGUCCUUGCCGCCGGCACCUCUUGUGGCUACCUUAUGAUCUUUUCCACCCACGGCCGUGUCAUUCACAGACAGAUUGUAAACCCUGGAAAGAUACUUAAGUUAAGGGUGCGUGGGGUCAAACAAGAUCUAACACAGGAUACCUCUUCAGAAGAGGUUUGCGUUGUAAUGCCUGGUGUAGUUGCCCGUUUUGAUGGAUCUGAUGUUAAGAAUCUGCUGCAACGGUGGUUUCGAGAAACAAAUUCUCAGGUUUGGGAUCAGGAUUUUGAUGAUAGUUUCUCGGAUGACAAUGGAAAUUCUUCUGCAAGCCUCCCUUACCAGAUAUGGAAUGUUAGCAAGUACGGUCUGUGUGCUGAUGCUGCUAUAACAGGCGUUAUGCCCCCACCUUUAAUGGAGAUUCAGUCAAGCCAGCGUUACUAUUGUGCAGUCACCAUUGGAGAUGAUGCCGUGAUAUCAGCAUUUAGACUUUCGGUUGAUAAGAGCAGAUCUUUAGUGGGAGCUAUCUUGUCAAAAAUUGUGCCUGCAACCGUUUCUACAAUAGCUUCGUUUUCAAAAAUGAUUUGGCGGAGUGAACAAAAGCCCAAAAGGAAGCCAGAGGCUAAAACACAACCAUUUGCUCGUGCCUCUCCUCUGACUUGUUUGCAGGAUAAUCCAAGGAAGGGCGAGAAGCUUACGCUGUCACCAAGUGGUACUUUGGCUGCAAUAACUGAUUCACUUGGUCGUAUUUUGCUCUUAGACACACAGGCACUAGUUGUUGUGCGUCUAUGGAAGGGAUAUCGUGAGGCGAGCUGCUUAUUCGUGGAGAUGCUUGCUGGUAAAGAUAAAGCAGCUUCUUCUCUUCAUAACGAACUUUCCAAAAGUGAUUAUUGUCUCUGCCUAGCCAUCCAUGCACCUCGAAAAGAAAUUGUUGAGGUCUGGCAGAUGAGGACAGGACCUCGACUUCUUACAAUUCCAUGUCCCAAGGGCAGUAAAAUAUUACAACCAACUUACAGAUUUACCUCUGAAAAGCCAUCUUCUUCAUCAUCUUAUGCACCCUUGGAAGUUUUCUUUCUAAACGGAGAUUCUGGUCAACUGAUUAUCGAUAAUAUUCAACCCCAUUGGUUUGCAACUGGCUCAAUCUUCAGCCACAUGGUUGUCGUCCUCCACCGACUACAUCAUAACCUCUCGAAAAUUGGCGAACCUUCAUACUCGAAUGACCCCUCGUCAUCGAAACGAGACGUACCCUCAUACUUGAUCGACCCUUGUGCGUUCACAAAAGCCCCUGAUAAUUCAGAGAUCACGACUCGAGAUGAUGACUUCAACGCGUGA